AUUCUCCAGAAUGUCCACUUGACAGAGAGCCUCUUUCACGUGACAAGGUAACGAUAACGCACAACUUCUUACUUGUGGGUCACGCAAACUAGCGAUUCCACGUUCUGCUCUCAGGGAACAGAUCUUUUGGCAUUUUAACGCACAACUCGAAACGCAGUUUCCUUCAAAUGGAUGGCCCCUAUUGCAAAAUGAAGUCAAAACAAAACAUGUCAGGCAUAAGGGUAGAAAACAUCCUUGCUCUUUCGUUUAACCCUUGCUCUUUCGUUGCUUAGGGUUUCGCUAACCCUAAGCAACGCAGAAAUUUGUUUUAAUUGACAUAGGAUCUUCACUCUUCGACGUUCAUGUUCAGGUAAAUGUUUGUGUUUUUAUAAAAUAAGCCAGAUUCUUCGAGGGCAAAGCCACUGAAAAUUAAAGUUUAUUUUGAAGCAACAGUCUGCAUUUUCUAUUGGUUUACCAGCUUAACAACUUGGGAUGUUGAAAGAACACGAGGAAAGUUUGUAAAUCGCAAGCUGGUGGAGGCAAGUGAUUGACAAACGUUUCUCGGAUUCUCCCAACAUCAUGGGUGGGUUAUUACGCCGGUAAGUCGAUAGAAAGUGCGUUCCAUCGCUUAAUUAUCUUCUACUCACCAAUGCCUGUGAUUGAUCACGGUUCAUUGGGAGAUAUGCUGGAAAAGGAGAAUUGUCUUUAAUUAUUACAAGUAGAGUACAAAACAUAUCCUUGUGUCUGGGUUAUCAGAUAUUUCCAGAUGUCGCUUGUCAUCGCAGAAUCCUGGAUCUGUCCUUGGACUGGAGAACUCCGAGCUGUGCAGGUAAUGUAUCUACGUCAUAUUCACCGUAAAGGCGUUCUCUAUCACUUCAUUCACAGUUGAUCCCAAAAAUUAAAAAUCUCAAACAUUUCAAUUUGGACUGAACAGCGGUGUUAUUCUGGUAUUUGCAAUCUGAGGUGUCAUGGUCAGCAGUUUGCGCGCAACAUGACAGAUUUUCUUCCUGUCUGAUGAUCUUUGAUAGGUGCCUAUUAUACUAAACGUUUAUUAAAUAUUUAUCUCUAGUCUUAGGGAUAUCAUUAUUAUCAACAAGUCACACGUAAAUUUCACAUUUCUUUUCGUAGAUCCUAAACCGUCAGUUAACCGAUUGUUUCGCUGUCAAUCAAGUCUCUCUUUUCUUUAGCCUGUUGUAUGUCUUAGCAGAUUGGAUCAUGAUUACAUUACAGUUUAUUAUCGUUAAAUAAUGAUUUCAGAAACAUCAGUCAGAAUGCCUGUUCAAUGCGGUGGAGUGUCCAAAUGAAGGAUGUAAAGAGAAGCUCACCAUGCGAGAUAUGAACAAUCACAUGACAACGGAAUGUGUCUGGAGGGAAGUUAGUUGUGAAUAUUGUCGAGGAUCAUUUAUCGUGAAAAACAAGCAGGUUUGUUAACAAAAAUGUGUUUCUUAUAUAGCUUCUACAAGGGUAGCAUCUUAAAGUGGUGACGAAUUUCAAUCUUUAUUGAGUCAAGAUUUUCUUAAGCUCUAGGUAUCUUCUCUCAUUUGAUAUAAAAUUGUUACACGGAAACAUCUUACUUAAAUUGGGCUUAAAUGUUGCGUUCGAAAACUUUGAUCCCUUACUGAUAAAAAAGUGGGUAUUUUACUUCAUAAAUUUCGUUAGUACAACAACCUGUCUUUAUUGGUCAUAAUUUUAAUAAGACGGAGAGAAUUUUGAAAGUACAUUAGCUAUAAAAAGUUCUUUUCGAUUUUUCUUCAGCAACAUCAUAACGUCUGUCAAAUGUUUCCGGUUCAAUGUGCCAACAAUUGUGGUCUGAGUAAUAUUCCACGAGAAAAGGUAACAUUUAAUAUUGUUAGUGAUUCUCAGUAAUUCUAACGAGAGUUUAAUUGAAUGUUCAUGCACAUAGCCCUCAUGGGACAUAUUGCUGCUCUAUCUGAAACGCCUCAGGCUAAGUCUUGUUUUAUGUGAGCAAUUUGGAGACGUUCCGUGCUCAAGUGGUCAAAGAACAUGCACUAUUGUUUUGAAUAUAUUCCUGGCUUCAGUCAGAGGACAUGAAGGUCGUCAUUUUCUGCCUUAAAUGGGCCUUCCAGAAUUGAAUCUAGGUAGCUCCAUGAUAGGGAAACAAUCCAUAACACCGUAACCAUCCCUUCAAGGAAGUUUGCUCCGUUAAACUUUGCAGGGGAAAUGCCUUACACUACUAAGGAACAUCUUUUAAAUUUUGUCUCUGAAUUCAGUUUCCUGAUUCAUACAUUACGAAAUCUAAGGAGUAAUUUUGAGACACCGAAUGAUUUGUUUUCGCUAUGCACGAGAGAGGAUUCCUGUGGCUGCUCACAUAAGACUAAAUCUUCUCUAUCUUUUUGUUUUAGCUCUUGGCUCAUAUUCGUGAUGACUGUCCUUUAACAGAAAUUGAUUGUAAAUACAAGAACUUAGGAUGCCAAAAUGCGGUAUGAAACAGCUUUCAGUUUAUAUUAAAUUGCAGGUUUGGCGGGGAGGUCGUAUGUUUGUAUUGUAUUUCCAUAUCAUGUUGUAAAAUGAAUUAAAACGGAAUGUCAAAUAUGUAAAAAUUUUCCAUUUUGUAGGGUUUAAAAAAUUCCUAAUAACCUGUGCGGCAGUUGAAUCAAACUGUUUAUUGCUGGAAGGAACAAGUAGAUCAAUAAUUAACAAAAAUUUAAUGUUUGGAUUGUAUUAAAAGAGUUUAAUGACAACAUCGUCUUUUUUUCAGUUUCCAAGAAAAAGAACGAAAUCUCACUUAGAAUCACACAUGGAAAGCCACUUGAACCUAGCUCUGUGCAGCCUUGAGAUCACUCAGAAUCAGGUUAAAGAUCAGUCAAAGCAGAUUGAGCAAUUGACAUCCAAAUUCAAGGAUCAGUCUCAGCAGUUGAAUGAUCAGUCACAGCAGAUAGAAAGAUUGGUGGCCAAAAAUACAGAACAGUCACAGCAGAUAGCCAUCUUAACGUCCACUGGUGCAGCAGGUAGAACCUCUGACAAGGUAGAACCUCUGACAAGCCAGCCUCGAUAUCAAGCCGCAAUGGUGGACCAAACCGCGACCAAGCAAACGAAGGACCAGACAAACAAGAUAGGGGCAACCAAUGCCAAUGUUAAAGAGGGUAAGUUUCUAUAGAAACUGUGGCGUUGCGUCGAUGGGGGGUAUAAUAAGAUAUCUUGGUCAGUUUUAUCAGCUGAGUUGAUGACAGAAUUUCUAAAGCUGACGUUUCGACCGGUAACCCUCCGUCAGAGUGAAUAGAGAAAUGGUUGCGUGCGUUUUAUAGGUAGAUAAAAUGGAAGUCUCACCGAUAAUCACACUCUCACUCGUAUCUAAAACAUUAUUACUCGCAAAGUAAAGCACGUAGGAAGCGGCUAAAGCACGAAAGAAGUGUAGAGAGACACACGAGACGCAGUCGAGCCGCUUCCCACGUGCCUUACGAUAGAACGGAGAGGAGUCAAGGCUUCUCUAUUUGUUUUAUGAUAAAGAAUCCGCUAAAUUCCCCACUCAUUGCUUUCUAUUUUUUGAAACAAAUUUUCUUUCCAAAGCGAACAACAGUGUCGUCAGCAUGCUCUAUACUCUCUUAAAGGAAGCUACAAUAAGCCGAUCAGAAUCCUUGAUAGAAUGGUUCAAUUAAUCUGAUUGGUUGAACAAGACUAAAGCUGUCAAAAAUGUCAAACCAUUAAAGUUCACAAACCAUGAAAGUUUACAAUCUUGAGUAGUUUACAAACUGAAAUAGUUCGGCAAGUCGAAUCCUACACUGUUGCCUAAAGUAAUUUAGUCUCUAAUACAGAAUCUGAAAGUGAAAUGUUCGGUGAAAUCCGGCCGAAUUGUGGCUCAUAAAAACACGCGAUUUUUUUUCCAUGAUAGAUAGAAAACAUACUGCUCAAGGCGUAUGUUUUAUGAAUGAGCAACAACCGAAUUCACAGAAAUAUAAAGAUUGAUCGGGAUGACGGCGUCGUAAAACUUGGCUGCUUUGAGUGAUGUAGCCUUCCAAUGAACGCAUCGGAAAGGAUACCAGAGCAAGCUCUUAUUUUUUCACUGGAAGGGCGGCCGAUAUAAUUUCUGAGGCUUGCUUCACCGCGAUGACCGAAGAUCGCCAUUAUGAGCCAUCGUGUUGGACCUCAGCAUAAUUGCAGUCGCUCUGACACCGUCACAAUUGAUGAAUUUUAACAGUUAUGCCAGUUUGGCUAUAUUUUUUAUCAUUCCCGUGUUGUUCUGUUUUGUUUUUGAACACGAAAUUAUAUGUACUACACGAGUGUCAGCUGUGUUUUGAUUUUUAUUACCGUAUGUAAGCUUGCAAUCUAACUGAGUGUGAAAACCUUCAAAACUCGGAAUGUCAAUUUCUUUCUCUUUGAGGAUUUUCGUCUCUGCUUACGUUAUAAUUACGCCAAUUACGGCGCUUGACAUGCAGCAAACCUUUGUUUAGUCCUUCUAUUUGCCGACUCACUUGUUCCGCCGGAUUCAAUCGCUCUGACGAAGGACUCGAAACGUCAGCCUUUUUACUGCUUAGGAUGGCCAAUUUUCGUUUUCAACUCAGUUAUUAACACAAAAUUACCUGUUAUAAAUACCCCUGCCGCGGCACCAUAGUUUCUUUAGAAACUUACCCCUUUAUUCAUUUCUCUUGCUCUAUGCUCUACACUCUGGUAGAGCACGCUGUUUCAACCAAUGACAACGCGCGUUAUACCCGGACUUUAUUAAAAUAUUUGGUAAGAUUAUUUUUUUGAGGGGCGGAAAGGGGUACUGGUGUGUAUGUACAUUACGAAGAGCUGAGUCAUUUGAACUCCGAGUAAAACUACUGGGUUAUGCCGGCCUUUAUGACCUUAAAUGAAGUCUAAUUGAUGAUCGUGAUGUAUUUAGUAUUGUGGUCAUUUUAAUUGUCUAUUGUUUUUGUUAUUUAUUACAGGUGAUACUAUGAAACAGGGCUUCAAGCCUAAAUCAAUCCAUUAUAUUGAAGUAGGUAUGAAGGUAUUGUUUUAUCAAAGGUUUAGCAAACUUCGAGGAACAGUCAAGUACGUCGGACCUGUACUUGUACACGAACGUGUACUUCAUUUCAUCGGCGUAGAAUUAGAUCCGUGUGAAGGUGAAUAUCGAUCUAUGAACAUUGAAAUGUACUGAUAAAAUUAAGAGAAAGUUAUUGCUCCUAGUAAAAGUGAGUAAGUUCGUGAACUUGAGACUUUAAAAAGACUGUAUCAAGUACCUUUGGUUCAGAAGAGCUAUUUUAUACGCUUUGGUCUAGGGAGCUGUCUUAAAGCACUAACAUUGAUAGGCAUCAUGAAAUUGUAUUCUGAAGGCAAUAAAACAAGAGUAAUCAUGGAGGUUUAAUACCGAGAUAACCCGCCCCAAGAUCGAAACGUAGUCCUUUCAUGAUGAGGGUUUGUGGAAAAAGGUUCUCCCCUCAUUCAUAGUAAAACUAAACCUGCAUUUAGAUUAAAACAACUUGUUAGUGUGUUUUUUAGUAGUAAAACAGAGUCGCCUUUUUAUAAUGAUUUUCUCUUACCUUAGAUAACUGAAAGUUUUUUUUUUCUUCUUUCAGAAGUACCGAGUUGUUUAAGUCACCGUGAGAGCAACGGAACGUAUGAGGGAAAAAGAUACUUUAGCUGGUGG
Pocillopora meandrina is the source of this 5566-nucleotide messenger RNA. Lineage: Eukaryota; Metazoa; Cnidaria; Anthozoa; Scleractinia; Pocilloporidae. The record is from the annotation of a GenBank genome assembly.